AGUCUAUACUUACCAACGAAAAUGUAAUUUAAUUCUCAGUCUUUUGUGUCGAAGGCUGUCAGUCGUAAUUAUUUUAAUAUGAACCAUGGUUCUAUAGCAAACUUUCAUGUCCAUGUUCACAGCAUACUAGCCCUCAGUAACCGAUCAGCUGUUUGCAAUGGUGCAAGUAUUUAAGUUCCUGCUAAAAUCCACAAAAACGCAUACUCGCGCACAUUUUCGCUCCAAUUUCCUGGAUACUUUGCGUCUGACGGUACGUGGAGGACAUGGUGGCAAUGGCCUACCCAAAUAUGGAGGAGUUGGCGGCCAGGGCGGCUGCGUCUACUUUGUGGCCAAAGAGGGGCUAACAUUGCGGAAAGUAGCACAAAAUCUAAAAGAUAAACGUGUUCAGGCGACCAGCGGCGAGGAUAGCAGCAAAGUGAGCAUAUAUGGUCGACGCGGCAUGGAUCAAAGAAUAGAAGUACCAUUGGGAGUGCAGCUUUACGAUGAGCAACAACAGAAACUGCUGGCAGAUCUCAACGAGCACGAUGCCAGCUGCAUUGUGGCGGGUGGUGGUACAGGCGGCUGUAUAGGCAACAAUUUCAUCGGUCGUCCUGGACAGAGUCGUACAAUUCAGCUUGACCUGAAAUUAAUAGCGGAUGUGGGUUUGGUUGGUUUUCCCAAUGCAGGAAAGAGCACGCUGCUAAAAGCUAUAUCCAAUGCGAAGCCCAAGAUAGCAGCGUAUCCUUUCACCACAAUUCGGCCUCAGAUCGGAACCGUGGAGUAUGCAGAUCUACGUUCCAUAAGUAUUGCCGAUCUUCCUGGUUUAAUUGAAGGAGCGCAUGCCAACUUUGGCAUGGGCCACAAAUUUUUGAAGCACAUUGAGCGCACUCGCCUGCUGCUCUUUAUGGUAGACAUUUUUGGCUUUCAACUGAGUCCACGCCACUCACAUCGGGACUGUCUGAGCAACAUUUAUGCCCUGAACAAGGAGUUGGAGCUAUAUGAUCCUGAGUUGCUGGAGAAGCCCUGUGUGUUGUUACUCAACAAAAUGGACAGAGAAGGCGCAAAGGAAUUGCUCUCAAAUCUAAAGCCAUUUCUUAAAGACUUAAACAGCAGUCUUUCCGCGUGUCCCGAUGAACUACGUCCAAAGAGAGUGAUCCAAUUUAAGCAUAUUUUACCAAUAUCUGCGAAAAACUCGGCGCGCAUUAGUGAAGUAAAACAAAAUCUGCGUGCAACACUCGAUGAUCUGGCGGAACAGCAACUGGUCACAGAUCCAAAGGUACUUAAAGACCAGUUGCAGCAACGGGUGGGCGUUAUAGGACCCAAAAUAACAUAAUAAAAUUAAGGUUAAAAAACAAA
Messenger RNA from Drosophila hydei, 1335 nucleotides. RefSeq names its product GTP-binding protein 10 homolog. The coding region runs from base 158 to 1312 and encodes 384 amino acids. Gene Ontology annotation, molecular function: GTP binding; magnesium ion binding; GTPase activity. Gene Ontology annotation, cellular component: mitochondrion. The record is from RefSeq and is a predicted model, not a curated record. Lineage: Eukaryota; Metazoa; Arthropoda; Insecta; Diptera; Drosophilidae. The transcript is spliced from 3 exons.